AAUAUGAAUUGGUAAUAGAUCUAUUAAGCUUAUUAAUAUUAUAUAUAAUAUAUUAUAAUAAGUAUUUGAUUGUUUGUACUCUUAUAAUAACUUUCGAUCUGAAUACACUAUACAAUAACAACUAACAGUUAAUACCCACGUUCAACGAAGAAAUUCCAGAGUAGCUUUAACCCCCAUAAUAAGGUUGGUCCUUUAUAGUUUCUUUUAAGUUUUUAUGAUGAUUAAAAUCCAAGAGGCAUCAUCUUUAAGCAUGGAAGAUAUUGAAUGUAUGUCUGAUGAUGAAGAUGACAAUUUGACAUACGAACAACAACGAGCAAAAAGAAUGAAAAAAAAUGAUGAAAUAUUAGAAAAUCUUGGUUUAACUCAGAUUGCAAAUACAAUAGCAACUAGCAUACAAAAAAGUAAAAUUGAAAAAAAAUCAUCUGUUAAGAAAUCUAUAAAUUUAAAACCUGAAAGACGUUCCCUGAGACUAGCUAAUUUGCCUGCACCUCAAGAUUAUCAUCUCCCUGGAGAAAAUGAAUUAAAAUCUAAUAAUUCUGAAAAAGAUGAUAAUAAUAAAUUUAAAGAUCAAAGUUCCAUAACAAUGCCAGAAGAAGACUCUGAUUUUGUUGAAAAAUUAAAUGAUGAGUUAGCCAUUAAAGAAGCUGUUAAUGAUUUUCAUAAAUUACCAAGCAAUAAAUUUGUUCAUGUGCUAAAAAGUCUUGAUAUGAAUACACCAUCAUUAAAAGUGUGUGAAAAACGAAUCUACUCUCUUGCUAUUCAUCCUUCAGAAACAUCGCUGAUAAUUGCAGCAGGAGACAUGAGAGGAAACUUGUCCUUGUAUAACAAUAGAAAUUCAGAAAUGCGCGAGUAUAGACUUCAUGAUUCUCCAAUUAAUUGUAUUUCAUUUUGUACUUGGGAUUCAUACAAGUUAUUUUCAACUAGUCAUGAUGGAUCGGUCAGGUGUGGUGACAUGGAUAAACGCACUUUUGAUAUUAUUUAUAAAAGAGAUUGGAAAGGUAAUAAACAAUCAAGAAUGAAUCAUGCUACAUGGCACACUGAAUUUGAAAGAAAUCUUCUCAUAGGGGGUGGUUCGGGUCAUGUAGAUGUCAUUGAUAUACGAACACCAGAUAAAAUUAUUAACACUGCAUGGUGCCAUGAAAGAUCUGUGCGUACUGUUCAAUGUCAUCCUUUGGAAAAACAUCAUUUUUUAACUUCAUCUGGAAUUGGAGAGGUUUCCUUAUGGGACAUAAGGAAUAUGACAGAUAAAUCAAUUAAUCCAGUCUUACAGUUUGAACAUCCUAAAUCACUGACUAGUGCAUUUUUUUCUGAUUCUGGUACUAAAAUGGUGUCUACAUGUAAUGAUGACAAAAUUAGAAUUUUUAAUACCAAUACAUUAAAUUCAAGUGCUACAAAACCCAUCAACAUAAUUCCACAUAAUAAUCAUACUGGGCGAUGGCUUUCAGUAUUUAAAGCUAAAUGGAAUCCUGGAAGAGAUAAUGAAUUCUUCGUUGGAUCAAUGAUAACUCCAAAAAGAAUACAAGUUUAUAAUUGUGCUGGACAUGUAUUGCACAAUCUAAUGUCUACAGAGAUGACCACAUAUUGCCCUGUCAUAGAAGUACAUCCCACUCAGGCUAUUUAUGUUGGAGGAAAUGGAUCUGGCCGCUUACAUAUAUUUAGCACCAAGGAACAACUAACAUAAAUGUUUCCUUUACUAAAUUAUUCAGUUAUAUUUUUUUUAUACAAAUUAUUAAGCAAAACAAUAUUAAUUUUCUUCAUAAGCAUAAAUCUUAUACACAAAUUUUUAGUUGAUUAAGACUUAAAUUAUAUUUCACCCUCUUAACUUAAAGAAAAAAAAGAAAAAGAAAUCUCAUAUAAAUCUAAUUGUUUUAUAAUGUACGAAAAAAAAAAAUCGAAGAAUAAAUCAUUAUUCUAACAGUCAAAAUUUAAUUUGUACUUUUACAUUGUUGAUAUUAGUGUACACGGCACAUUGUAUAUAAGUUUUAAACUUAGCACAUUAAAUUAAAAAUGUAUUAUUACCUACCUAAUAAGUACUACACAUAUUUUUUUUACUAAUAUGAUUAUAUUUUUACUUGUAUAAUAUGUAUUUUAUUGAUGUACCAUAGAUUAAUAUUAUUCAAAACUUGGUUUAGACAUUUUCUACACACUUGUAAUGUAGCAAAAUAUUAAAAUGUAUAAUACAUUAAAUAGAAAAAAAAAUUGUAUAAUUUUUAAAAUAUAUAAUUAUGUAUUUUAAAAACAUGUCCCAAUAUUACACAGUAUUAAACCAUAAAAAAAUAAAAAUACAAUUGAAACAUUGA
Messenger RNA from Aphis gossypii (cotton aphid), 2300 nucleotides. RefSeq names its product WD repeat-containing protein 76-like. Gene Ontology annotation, cellular component: nucleus. The transcript is spliced from 12 exons. Lineage: Eukaryota; Metazoa; Arthropoda; Insecta; Hemiptera; Aphididae. The record is from RefSeq and is a predicted model, not a curated record. The coding region runs from base 215 to 1681 and encodes 488 amino acids. Gene Ontology annotation, biological process: regulation of DNA damage checkpoint. Gene Ontology annotation, molecular function: DNA binding; protein binding.